UCGGGAUUAAAGCGGGUCAUUAUGACCUUAGUCGCCUCCAGCGCAAGGAAACCAUCGGAUUGCGUUCAGGCGGCGGCGUUGUGCUUGCAUCUCUUGCUAUGGAUUGCGUGUGCAGUGUCCGGAGAGGAGCACCAGCACUUCAGCGUCGAGGGAUGGCUGCAAAGGUACGGCUACCUCCCACGCACAGAACCCAAAAUGUCGGUCCAGCGCUCGGCCCAAACCAUGCACUCGGCCAUCGCCGCCAUGCAGCAAGCCUACGGCCUCAAUGUCACCGGGACGCUGGAUGAGAGGACCAAGGAUUGGAUGCAGAAGCCCCGCUGCGGCGUCCCCGACACGCUCAAAAGUGCUUCCAGGUCACGGAGGCGGAGAUACGCGCUGACGGGACAGAAGUGGCAGCGUACGCACAUCACCUACAGCAUCAAAAAUGUCACGCCGAAGGUGGGCGCCCGCGAGACCCACGACGCCAUCCGCCGGGCGUUCGACGUGUGGCAGGGCGUGACGCCGCUGCGCUUCGAGGCCGUGCCCUACAGCGCCCUGGAGACGGGCCGGCGCGACGUGGACAUCACCAUCAUCUUCGCCUCGGGUUUCCACGGCGACAGCUCGCCCUUCGACGGGGAGGGCGGCUUCCUCGCCCACGCCUACUUCCCGGGGCCCGGCAUAGGUGGCGACACCCACUUUGACUCGGACGAGCCUUGGACCCUGGGGAACCCCAACCAUGACGGGAAUGACCUGUUCUUGGUCGCCGUGCACGAGCUGGGCCACGCCCUGGGCCUGGAACACUCCAACGACCCCACCGCCAUCAUGGCGCCGUUCUACCAGUACAUGGACACCGAGAACUUCAAACUACCUCACGACGACCUGCAGGGCAUCCAGAAGAUCUACGGUCCACCCGACAGAGCCCCGCAGCCGACCAGGCCGCCGCCCACGGCCCCGCCUCCUCGCUUCCACCUCCCCUCGGACCCCCGCAAGCACGACCGCCACGCCAGGCCGCAUCGCCCGCCGCAGGGGGCCAAGCCGUCCAACCCCAACUCCAAGCCCAACAUCUGCGACGGCGGCUUCAACACGCUGGCCAUCCUGCGCCAGGAACUUUUUGUCUUCAAGGACCAAUGGUUUUGGAGGGUGCGGGACAACUCUGUGGUCCCUGGAUACCCCAUGCAGAUCAAUUACUUCUGGAAAGGCCUGCCUGCCAAAAUCGACGCCGUCUACGAAAACAGCGAAGGAAAAUUUGUAUUCUUCAAAGGUAACCGCUUCUGGGUGUUCAAGGACACCACCCUGCAGCCGUCCUACCCUCAAGACAUCUCGCUGUUCGGCAGCGGCAUGCCCACGCAGAACAUCGAGACGGCCGUGUGGUGGGAGGACGUGGCCAAGACUUACUUCUUCAAAGGAGACAGGUACUGGCGGUACAAUGAAGACAUGAGAACCAUGGAUCCGGGUUAUCCCAAGCCCAUCACCAUCUGGAAGGGCAUCCCCGACUCUCCCCAGGGGGCCUUCGUGGACAAAGCCAACGGCUUCACAUACUUUUACAAGGGUAAAGAGUACUGGAAGUUCAACAACCAGCUGCUCCGCGUGGAGCCGGGCUACCCGCGCUCCAUCCUGCGCGACUUCAUGGGCUGCGACGGCCUCCCCCCGGACCCGGAUUGGGACUGGAGCCCGCCGGCGGCCGAGGAGCGCCACUACGACGGCGGGGGCGGCGGCGGCGACGCAGACGUGGUCAUCAAACUGGACAGCGCGGGCGGCACGGAGAAGGCGGUGGCCAUCGCCAUCCCCUGCGUGCUGGCGCUGUGCAUGAUGGUCCUGCUGUACACCGUGUUCCAGUUUCGCAGGAAGAGCACGCAGCGCCACAUACUGUACUGCAAGCGCUCCAUGCAGGAGUGGGUGUGA
Syngnathoides biaculeatus (alligator pipefish) is the source of this 1881-nucleotide messenger RNA. It is a transcript of the gene mmp16b, whose product is annotated as matrix metallopeptidase 16b (membrane-inserted). Gene Ontology annotation, molecular function: zinc ion binding; metalloendopeptidase activity. Gene Ontology annotation, cellular component: extracellular matrix. The record is from RefSeq and is a predicted model, not a curated record. Gene Ontology annotation, biological process: collagen catabolic process; extracellular matrix organization; proteolysis. NCBI's taxonomy places the organism in Eukaryota, Metazoa, Chordata, Actinopteri, Syngnathiformes, Syngnathidae. The transcript is spliced from 10 exons. The coding region runs from base 22 to 1881 and encodes 619 amino acids.